This is a messenger RNA of Sinocyclocheilus grahami, 839 nucleotides long. Its product is annotated as protein lifeguard 3-like. The transcript is spliced from 10 exons. NCBI's taxonomy places the organism in Eukaryota, Metazoa, Chordata, Actinopteri, Cypriniformes, Cyprinidae. Gene Ontology annotation, cellular component: Golgi apparatus; membrane; endoplasmic reticulum. The record is from RefSeq and is a predicted model, not a curated record. Gene Ontology annotation, biological process: negative regulation of apoptotic signaling pathway. The coding region runs from base 51 to 839 and encodes 262 amino acids.
AAGAAACAAAGUCACCUACAUCUUGGAUGCCCUGGGGGUGUUAAAGCAGCAUGUCAAGGUCAGAUUUCCCUCCGGGUUACGAUGAUUCGCGGCUGCUCUCUAACCCUCAGCCUGGAGGAGGUUACCCUGCUUCUGUCCCCCCAUAUGGCUUCAACGCGUACGGGGGACAGCCACCUUACCCACAGCCCAAUGAUCCAUACCGAGGCCAGCCAGUGGGAUACCCCCCGCCAAGUUUACCUGUCAUCCCCGUCAUUCCUCCUGGUUUAGGUGAUAAUGAAGGAUUUACCACAACAGGAGGAUUUGACGAUAUUAGUGUCCGUCACACUUUUAUACGAAAAGUUUAUCUGAUCCUCGGUGCGCAGCUUCUGGUCACAGCUACCAUCGUGGCUAUUUUCACAUUUGUGGAACCUGUAGGAGUGUUUGUGAGGAAAAAUCCAGCCAUUUACUGGGUUUCAUAUGGUGUCUAUUUAGUCACUCACUUGGUAUUGGUUUGCUGUAAGGGACCCAGGAGGCGUUUCCCAUGGAACCUGAUCCUGUUGGCCAUUUUUACACUGGCCUUAUCGUUCAUGACUGGAAAUAUAGCAAGCUAUUAUAGCACUAAGGCGGUUUUCCUGGCCCUGGGCAUCACUGUUCUUGUGUCUGUUGCGGUGACAGUGUUCUGCUUCCAAACUAAGGUGGAUUUCACUAAAUGUUCAGGUUUUUUCUGUGUCCUCGGAAUCGUAGUGUUUGUGACUGGCAUCAUCACGGCUAUCGUGCUGUCAUUCAAAUACGUAAGCAUGACUUUGCAUCUUGUAUUUGCUCAGAAAUUGUCAUUUGAUCAUUUACAAUUUCCAUACUGA